Molecule: messenger RNA, 648 nt
Organism: Ruditapes philippinarum (Manila clam)
Lineage: Eukaryota; Metazoa; Mollusca; Bivalvia; Venerida; Veneridae
Exons: 4
Coding region: 77-406 (109 amino acids)
Biological process (GO): proton motive force-driven ATP synthesis
Molecular function (GO): proton transmembrane transporter activity
Source: RefSeq, a predicted model, not a curated record
UUCGGCUCUUUCCGUCAGGCGUGGAUGAUCGGCAAGUAUUCCGAAUGCGUCCUGACCUUCGGCAAUCGCAACAAUCAUGCCGUUCGGAACGCCAAAAAACCCUUCCGUCAACCCAAUGACGCAGAUGCCUCCAAAGGCACCGUCGGCAUUGGUUAAGACUGGAAGGUGGGCAAUGUUUUUGUCAGGGAUAUUUUAUGGUGCAUGGAGAUUAAAUAGCUUAAAGCCUGUGCAAGAGGCCAUAAAUGAAAGAGAUGAAAUUCUUCACGAGUUCAUCAAGGCUAGAAAAUACAGAUUCUUCAUCGAUAAGGGUGACGAGGAUGCAUAUCUGUUGUUGAAACAAGUCCAAGGCGAACCAGCAGGAGAAUUGCCUGAAAUCAGAAAACCACUUCUUUUGGACGAUGAAUAGAAUCAAAUUUAUAAUUUAAUGUUUGAACAUAUUUGUGAAGUGAACUUUUAAACAACUUAAGAUAAUUAUUGGAGCUUUUGCACUGUAUCAGGACAUGGAACAGUGUUUUCUCAUAUAAUAUGUAAAACAAAUUAUGCAUAAGUAUGCAUAACAAAGAAAAAGUGCAGAAAGAAAAUAUUAUUAGCGAGUGCCAGAAGGAUACUAUGUAUUUUUGAAUGAAUAAAAUUUCUGUAAAUACAUAA